Molecule: messenger RNA, 1593 nt
Organism: Miscanthus lutarioriparius
Lineage: Eukaryota; Viridiplantae; Streptophyta; Magnoliopsida; Poales; Poaceae
Source: the annotation of a GenBank genome assembly
AUGAGAAGUUGGGUGAGCCCUUCCUCUUCCUCCUCGUCGAUCUCUUCGCGGCAGGGUCAGAUCGUGGCCUGGGAUUGGCCGCCGGGUUCGUCGAGCUGCUCGUACCCGCACUCCGACGGCCCGCCGCCUGCGUUAGCCCCGCCUUCGCGGGCCGUGGACAGCGAUGAGGAAGAAUUCGGCGGCAGUCCACGGGCGGCUAAAUGCGCUUGCCUGGAGUCCGGCUGCGGGGAUAGGGUAUGCACCGCAGAUCGGCCGGCCGGGGACGGCAGGGAUCGAAUCAGCGAUCUCCCAGACGCCGUCCUUCUGUCCGUCCUCUCCUUGCUCCCCCUCCGCGACGCCGGGCGCACGGCAGUUCUCUCGUCGCGAUGGCGCGGCCUGUUCGACCAAUCCCUCUUGGACUUCAACGCGUGCCAGCCGUUCCCACCGGAGGGAGGCCGCGGCGGCGGCUGGUUCAUCCGCGCGAUCACCGACAUCCUCGCCGCCCGCCCGCGCAUCCGCAUCCGGAGUUUCCGGUUCGUCAUGUACGGGUGGGGGUUCGACGUCCGCCUGAGCGUCGUCGACGGCUGGUUCCGAGCCCUCGCGCGUCACGGCGUGCGGGAAAUCGACGUCGACAUGUUCUACGCAAUCUCCAUGCCGACUCUCCCUGGGUCCCUCCUCGAGCUCGCCUCCCUCGAAACCCUCAAAGUGCAUUACUGCAGAUUUCCGGAUGCCUGGCCGGCGCCGGUGCCGGCGCCCGCGCCGCGGCUCCCCGCCCUCAAGAUACUCGACCUGUCUAGUGUGAACGUGUCCCAGGACUCCCUGCAGGCCAUCCUAUCCCACUGCAACUCCCUGGAGUGCGUGAAGCUCAAGAACAUCAUUGGACUGGACAAGAUUUGCCUCCGGUCCAAGAGCCUAGCACGCCUGUACGGUGACUUCGGCGACUUGAAAGAGCUCGUUGUUGAGGACGCCCCAAACCUCGAAGAAUUGGUGGGGAUUGGUUUGCCGAGCGGCAAGGUGAAGGUGAAGAUCGUUUCCGCGCCCAAGCUGCAGGUGCUGGGGUACCUCGGGAUCACCGUCCGGCCACUGAUCCUCUAUGACACCGUGUAUGAUGGAGGGAUCGUAAAGCUCAGCACAAUGAUGCACAGUGUUAAGACUUUGGCCAUCCAGGUGCCCUUCUCCGAGAAGGGAUACACCGUCUUUGUUGUUCAAUUGCUCAAAUGUUUCCCCUGUCUCGAGGUGCUCCGUGUCGAGCCUAAUAAGCAGUCCAUUUCCCAGCGGGUCAGUGUUGAAGGAUGGGACACUGCAAAUUCUAUUAAGUGCAUUGAGCAUUCGAUCAACAGAGUGGUGUUCGAGUAUUUUGGAGGGGAAGACUGCCAGUUGGGAUUUCUGACCUUUCUGCUUAGGAUGGCCAGAGCUCUGAAGCUUGUCGAGCUCUACUGUUGGACAAGCAAAGAUUGGGACAGUGACCAGAUUGAGCUAGUGGAGCCUAAACAUAGAGCAUCUCCGGAUGCCGAGAUCCAUUUUUUGGGAAUCUAUAAGCCGGCCAGUGACCUUUACCUAUGCCACUGCUGCACUCAGCGAUGCCAGAAGGAAAACAGAGUUGCUCUGUUAUAA